Acanthaster planci (crown-of-thorns starfish) is the source of this 3144-nucleotide messenger RNA. Its product is annotated as cationic amino acid transporter 2-like. Gene Ontology annotation, biological process: L-arginine import across plasma membrane; protein phosphorylation; L-ornithine transmembrane transport. Gene Ontology annotation, molecular function: L-arginine transmembrane transporter activity; protein kinase activity; ATP binding. Gene Ontology annotation, cellular component: plasma membrane. The record is from RefSeq and is a predicted model, not a curated record. Lineage: Eukaryota; Metazoa; Echinodermata; Asteroidea; Valvatida; Acanthasteridae.
CCAUCCGUUUUGAAGCAGCCUUCGAAACCAGGUUAAAACAGGUUAAAACUCUUGCACAGGAACCAGGGAAACCGAAGUCUAAGCCAAAUCCAGUCGUUUCAAAUGUCAAUAUAUGAGGCAAAAGAAAUGCCUGUCACAAAAUCAUGAAGAAGAGCCAAACAACUGUCAUCGCUCUGCGUGACAGCUGUCACCGUGCAGUGCAACAACUCUCAUCGCGCAGUGUAAUGUGGCCUGAAUAGAACACCAUAAAAGAGUGAACUGUAGCCCUGUCGAGUUCAAAGUUUUCGUUGACUCAUUUUGUAUUCAAGUGAUCGAUGUGAUCUACAACGCCUGCAUCUAUAAUGAAAAUAUUCGUUGGAGGAGGCAGCAAUCCAGCGGGGAAAGCCAUCAACACUCUAUGAUACUCUAACCCUGAUUGGGCACCCGCUUGAAGCUUGGACACAACAAGGUAGAUAGUUGCUCAGUCGCUCGUGACUCAGAGAGGUAUGCAAGAAGUGUGAAGAGACAAGAGCAGAAAUGCAAACAUGAUGCUGCGGAAGCUCUCUUACAGCUCGGGUCAGACCACAAGACUCAACCAGUGGAUGAUGAAGUUGCUCUCGGGUUUGGCGCCAAAAUGUCGUCCAGUGUGAACAACAUUUUUGCUGCUCUCAAUCUUUUCGUCAUUAUCUACGUCAUCGUUUGCGGCAUGUUUCGAUUGGAUACCAGCUAUUGGCACAUUCCCGCUGUGGAAUUGCCGAAGGGUCCAUGCAAGGCACAACCCGACAACCAGACGUCCCCACCGCAGUGUGAAAAUUACGGCAGCGGAGGUUUCAUGCCGUAUGGAUUCAGCGGGGUUAUGGUUGGAGCGGCAAUGGGAUUCUAUGGUUUCAUUGGAUUCGAUGUCAUUUCAACAGCCGCUGAGGAAGCGCACAAUCCACAGAAGUCCAUUCCCCUGAGUACCAUGGCCACAGUAUUCUUCGUAUUCCUGUCCUUCUUUGGUGUGUCCAUUGUACUGACCAUGAUCUGCCCUUACUACCUCCUGGACGAAAAGGCACCCUUGCCUGAAGCUUUUGAGCGGAUUGGCUGGACGGUAGCCAAGUAUGUUGUCACGGUGGGCGGCAUUGUGGGAUUGUUUACCAGCUUGGUUGGAUGUAUUUUCACCCUUCCGCGGUACAUCUAUUCUAUGGCUUCCGACGGUCUUCUCUUUGGUUGCUUAGCCACUGUGAAUAAGCGAUUCAACAUGCCCGUCAAUGCUUGCAUCUUUUGUGGUGCUGUAGCAGGCAUUAUGGGGAUGCUCCUUGACAUCGGUUCGUUGGUAUCAAUCGUUGCUGUGGGAACUCUCGUGCCGUAUGCGCUAGUAGCCGCCUGUGUGCUGACAUUAAGAUACGAACCGGACUUUUCAUCCAUAGCUGCAGCAACACAUCUGUAUCCUACAGUAGGGGAGGGAGAACGCGCGACAUUUGUGGAUUCACUUUUGGCUAUACUUAAGCAAGCCAUGUGGCCACGGUAUGCUGAGGCUACCCUACUCUCAUCAAGGGUGGUGACUAUUGCAGUGUUCCUGUUAACCCUGAGUUUUAUCGGUAUAUCAUCAGUCAUUGAAUUUGCCAGUGACUGCCUAAUGAGAAGGGAGCCGUGGGUAUUGACAGUGACCUCACUAAUCAGCGUUCUCAUAGUCCUCCUAUUGAUAACCAUCGCCAGGCAACACCAGAGCAACACUGAGAUCUCAUUCAAAGUGCCGAUGGUGCCAGUAGUACCGGCAGCCAGUCUAUUCAUCAAUAUAUACCUACUUGUUCAGAUAGACAGUCUGACCUGGGCUCGUUACUUGACCUGCAUGUUUGUCGGUGUGGUAAUCUAUUUUGGCUACGGGGUAUGGAACAGUAAAGAGUGUAGCGUCGAUCCUGCGACCCGACGACAUAAGAAAAUCGUAGCUUCGGCGAAAAAAAUCGCAAAAGAAACAGAAAUGGAGCAGAGCGGGAAAAGCUGCCGGAUGGCUGAAAACGAUGCCUCAGGAACUCACACUCUUUUGUCUGCUUUUGACAUGUCACCGAUUUUAUAAUUUUUCUCCCUUUAUCACUUAUUUUCCUUUGACCGAACAAAACUGGGAAACUUGCGACCUUGUUCACCCAAAGGGGUUUGGUGUACUCAGUUCGUGUGUGCUUCACGUACGACAUGUGUAACCAGCAAAGUGGUUACUUUUGAGUAACACCCACGAGUUGUUUGACCCACAGCAUGGCCACAAUGGCAGAGCUGGACGGCUUGUAAAAUGAAGGGGUGGAAGCUACCAGCAGGACGCAUGUCUUUUUUAAUACAACUGUCUGGGGAUACACCAUGUAUUUUCCUAUGGGAAAUAGCCCUUGAAAGGGGACUAGUCUUCUUGCCUCGUGGACAGUUUCCCUGUUGAAAUGUUAGAAGUAAUUUCCCUUUGAAAAAAGAUCUUCUAGUGCCACUAUUAUUGCUUCUAUUUGAGUUAGGUUUCCCAGCGUGUUGUGCAAAAAAGAUUCGCCAGCAGGACUACCAGCUUGUACUGAAAGGGUUUGAUGAAACCGGGGCCUCUAAAUUGCUCUAUUUUGCAACGGAGUGUAGUCAUCAAUAUUCAAAAUGGCAAUGAGCUUCACUCUUGUUUUUAUGGUUGCAGAAGUAUAAGCUGCCUGAGACAAGGGUGAUAAAUACCCUAAUUAGAAAUCAAAAAAUAUACCCACACGUUUCUCGGGAGAAACAUAUAUCAAAUUAAAGCUCAUUUCUUCAUCUAUAAUUUUCCUUUCAAUUUUUCUUGAAUGGAGAUGACUCUUGAAGAUGUUGUUCAGAAAUUAUCAUUCCUAUACUUUCGAAUCUCAACGCCAUUUUGAAAAUUGAUACCUAAACUCGCAGUCCUGCUCGUAGCUUAUGUCUUCUUUUUACAAAACACUCAUUCCACGCGCCGAAAAAUACUCUAAUAGCAGAGAAUUUGACAACAUACAAAUCGUGGUUUGGCCCGCGAGGGCAAGUUUGGGCAUAUUUUCUGGCUUCCAACCUUAUAUGGGGUGACCAUUUUUGGAUUGAAAUAUCUGCACAGUGCAUAGGUCAUCAGUUAACCCUGAAAACUGAAAAGAAAAUAAAAGAUACGGAAAUAAACUAUAAUUCUGUGUGUGUCUUUAACACCUGAUAAACUUGUUAAUAGUUUUUCUU